Molecule: messenger RNA, 1391 nt
Organism: Hymenoscyphus albidus
Lineage: Eukaryota; Fungi; Ascomycota; Leotiomycetes; Helotiales; Helotiaceae
Source: the annotation of a GenBank genome assembly
AUGCUUUACCCAUCGCCACCCCCUCUGGGUACCCAGACAGUUCACACACCAUCCUCUCCAUGCACUCCUGGAACCUCACCGACCAUUUACACUCCAUCCGCGUCUGAAUCUUCUUCAGCACCAGGCACAGGCACCCCCUCCUCCACCAGAUCUCCCCCACCAGCUCCAAUCAACCUUCGCGUCUCUUGGGAAUCCCUUUCAACCACCGCCGCCAGCGAUUCGACUGCUCCGCAGACCUCCACGGCACUCGUCCUCCAUUCUCCAAGGGUCGCAAGUGAUUCGAUUUCUCCGCACACUUCCACGACACUCGUUCCCUAUACUCCAACCUCUUCUCGCGUCGCGACGCCAAGCACCAACAGCUCUUCGCGCUCCUCCUCCACACCCACCAUCAUCCACACUCCUACCUCUUCGCAGGCUUCUGGCAACCCGUUUCCACGCUCGCUUGCUGCCCAUUUGAAUCUCGCAGCAAUGCCUGAAGUACCAUCGUCGCCCGUCUCCAUCCCGGAGUCGGAGCCCAGGGGCAAGGCCGGCGAGAUUAGGAUGCUGGGGGCUUACCUGUCCUACAAGAAACCUCAUCCUCCUGCCCAUGUCCUCGAGAUGCUCUGUGAAGAUACGGGGCUAAGCGAAAUCCAGGUUCUUGUAAGUUACUUCUCGAUCUCUAUCUCUCAUUUAUCCCAAUGUCUACUGCUGCCGCCGCCUUGUUGAAAAUUUCAAUCGAGCAACACAAAUGACGCAGCAAAUCUUUACUGACUUCCGCCUUAGGCUUUCUGGCAAUUGGAAUGGCUUCGCACCAAAUGGGGCGCUGAAAUCUGGGACACCCUGGAUAUUCACUGCAAGAAGAACCAGCGAUUCAUCCACAACUCACGAGCAAAGGACGAAUUCGCCUUGAAGACCGGCAUCGACAUUCGUUAUAUCCGAGUAUGUUACUUCCUUCAUGCCCUUUUUCCUUUAGCACCAUCCCCCUUUCGUUUCCUUUUCUCCUGCUUUGCAACUCUGAAGUCCCAGAACUGACAGGCGCUAUACAGGAAUUCUGCAGCCUCAAGAAGGUAUAUGAAGACCCCACUACCAUGGAGGAAGUCCAAGUCCAUUCUGGGUUCGCCCACCCCCAACAGGUAGCCAGUCCUGGCACCAUUGACUCGUCCUCGAUUACUGAGAGGCAACGUUCCGCUGGGACUGCUACCCCUGGAGUUGCUUCCAAGCACUCCGACGACCACAGUACUGUUCGGGGUGUUUCUGGUGUCUCGGGUUCCCGCGAGGGUUUUGACGAGGAGGGAGAGUGUCGCAAGGACGAGGACAACAGUGAGAGCUUGGGCUCGGAUCUCGCUGCUGUUUCCCUUGACGACGUCAGGGUCCCAUAUGGUGGUUGGGGAGAAUUCAUGAAUGAAGAAUAA